Messenger RNA from Cantharellus anzutake, 498 nucleotides. RefSeq lists its product as uncharacterized. NCBI's taxonomy places the organism in Eukaryota, Fungi, Basidiomycota, Agaricomycetes, Cantharellales, Hydnaceae. The coding region runs from base 1 to 498 and encodes 165 amino acids. The transcript is spliced from 4 exons. The record is from RefSeq and is a predicted model, not a curated record.
AUGUCCAUUGAGGCACAGCCCGCGCAACUUACAGAGAACCGCGUCUCCUCCAUCCAUGAAGAGCAUAGGACAUCCUCGCCUUCCUCCUCCUGUGACAGGAAGAUUGAACUGGACGUCGAGAAGCAACCGCCAGAGGAUUUGCUCGCAGACCCUUAUAUGUUAAGGUCUGCCAUGAAGUCUGUGUCUGAGUUGGAGGCCCUUCGGAAGAGGGGGAAGAAUGGGAAAGGAAUCGGAGUGUAUCACUUGAGGCAGAAUUUGCUCAUCGACAAUCUUCUGAAACCUAUCGAUGAGCAUUCCGAGGAUGCCAGGAUGGCUGAAGAAGCUGCGCGUCUUCCCAUUCAGAUCGCUGUUUAUGGAAGCUUGUUUGUAAACGUUAUGAUUUGCGUGCUUCAGGUGUAUGUGGCCGCCACAUCCUCGUCGUUAUCUCUGCUCGCGGCGGCAAUUGAGUCGAUUUUCGAUGUCGGUUCAAUCUUGGUGCUACAAGGCCUCCCGUCUUGA